AUGCCAAGGUAUCCUCAGGUGAUUGAAUUUCGAUGUACUUGGCCGGGUUGCACUUAUUCAAUAUGCGAUUUAUCAUCGAUAGAAUAUCACGUUCGACAAACUCAUUUGGGUCCAAAGAACGAAACGGAUUUGGAAGGAGAUCUCAGCGAUCACGAAGAAGAAUUUUAUUACACGGAAGUUGAAGUAUCGAGAGCAGACGUCAUGACAAACACGGUUGUUACUCUUCCCGUUCAUCCUCAUAAGGAUAUGUGCAGGCCGUCUCACGAGGAUCCUGAUUACCAAAAAACAAAAGGUUAUCCAAUAGUACGUUCAUCCAAUAACACUCCAACUGCCAAUACGCCAUGGAGUUCAUUCACUAAACAAAUGAAACUGGGCAAUAGUUACACAGGCAUUCAACCGGAUAUAUCAUCAAAUCGAUCCAAUAAUAAUAAUAAUAAUAAUAAUAGUAAUAAUAAUAAUAGAGCCUUCACAUUCGGUUCGUCCGAAAUGUCAUGGCAACCGAGUUCUCUUUCGGCAUCGGCACCCAAUAAAAUUAACGUUAGCAAAACUCCAGGAUCUCCGACGAGGAAAGCGAGAGGGGAAACGAAAAAAUGCAGGAAGGUAUACGGAAUGGAACAUAGAGAACUUUGGUGCACGCAGUGUAAAUGGAAAAAAGCAUGCAGUCGGUUCGGUGACUAA
This is a messenger RNA of Pediculus humanus corporis (human body louse), 678 nucleotides long. Its product is annotated as zinc finger protein, putative. The transcript has 4 exons. Bases 1 to 678 code for a protein of 225 amino acids. Gene Ontology annotation, cellular component: nucleus. Gene Ontology annotation, molecular function: RNA polymerase II cis-regulatory region sequence-specific DNA binding; DNA-binding transcription factor activity. Gene Ontology annotation, biological process: regulation of transcription by RNA polymerase II. Lineage: Eukaryota; Metazoa; Arthropoda; Insecta; Psocodea; Pediculidae. The record is from RefSeq and is a predicted model, not a curated record.